CGUUGUAUGUGUUUGUAUCAUGAGGUUGGCACUUUGAAGUUUCUAUUUUUGGAACAUUGCCGGAUUCUGACAUGGAAAUUUUGUUGUUGAAAUUUAUGGGAAAUUCUUGAUCUGGGUCUUUCAAAAUUUUGCCUCUUUUGGAUGUUUAUUAGCUUUAAAAAGGCAUUUUUAUGGCAACAGAAUUACUCAGAUGAUGUGGCGUUAUGAAUCACCGAACCUUCAUGGGAUUACCUUCAAGCGUUUUUUAUGGGUGUUUUGGAUUAUUCAUUUUCUUCUGGUUCUUUUUAAAUUUCUCAGGUAUUUUUGUUGGUCUAUCGAACAUCAUGUUCUGGUUCUUUAGAAUUUUAAUGACAGUUAGUUUGUGAAUUUUAUGAGAGUAUUUGCGUUGGUUUGAGACAUAUAAAUGGCUUACUUGUUUGUGUUUCCUGCGCUUGAGGUUAUAGCGGGAGCUUUGGUUUAACUUAUUGAAGGAUGGACUGGAUUUUUAGCGACUGCUCAUAUACUGUUAUAGGGGUUUUAGUUAUCUUUCAGUAAGAUACUCAGUAAGUUUAGAGUUGACAAUUUUUUCACGGGUAAGUAAAACACUAACCCAAUAGGUCUUGAAUCCAUUAUCUUGCUCAAGGCCCGUUUCCCAUGCUUUUAGGGGGAGGUGCCAUUUUAUCUGAAGUUUUUUUUUCCAGGUUUAAAGAACGGUAGAAUAACUGGACGGUUGAAAUGGAAACUGAUGCUGUUUGUGAAGCAACUACAUCUGUUGAUGGUUUUGAGACUAGUGAUCUAGAGGCAGAGUCAAUUAGGGUUGACUUACUUGAAGGGAUCACUUCUAAUGGAGAGAUCAUCGGAGAAUUAGGAAAUGCUGGCGAGGUUCUAACAAGAGUGGAAUUGAUGUUAGCAUGCUAUUCUGAAAAGUUGGUUAACCUAAGUGUUCUUGUGAUGCAUGUGGCAACCAGGGAAAGUGACUUUGAAGCCUUUGCUUCGCUUGAAGAACAUAUGUCGGGUGAUUCUAUUGGAAAGGCUUUGGAAUUUGAUCUCUUAUCUGGAAUUUUAGACUCGGAGGCGAGAGAACUGGACAAAUUCACAGCUACUCUUGAAGCAGAUGUUAUCACCGCCUGUGAGAUUGUAUUCUCAUUCAAGCACUUGGGAGAAACUUUCAUGGAAAUGGAAGGAAAGUUGCGUGAUGCUGAACAAUCUUUGAAGCAAUCCCGAGAUCAGGUCUCUGAAAUUAGGACGCAAUCUGCCAAGUUCCAAAGGAUCUUGUCAUGUUCUAUUCGAGAUGGCAAUUUUAUUGGUGAUAAAGGUGGGGACUGUCAAGAGGAUGAUGAAUUGUUGAAUACGAAUGCAAAGAUAAAAAUGCAAACUGCUGACCAACAAAGACAUAUCCUGAGGAUGCUCGAAAAAUCUUUGGCUAGAGAGAUUGAUCUUGAGAAGAAGUUGACUGACUCAAGACAAAUCGAAGAAGAACUGAAACUGAGGCUAAAUUCUUCAGAACAAGAAGUAUUUUACCUAGAGGAAGAAGCAGCAGAUGUGUGGAAGAGAUGUUUUCAGACAGAUAAUGCAUCAGAGGUCCUUAUGGGAGUUUCAAAAGAACUGUUGGGUCGACUCCAGAUUUGUCAGUUCAGUUUGAAUGGUGCAUUUAAGCGAGAAGCUGAGCUAAGAUCAAAGCUUGAACACUCUACUGAGCAGUUGAAAGCCAAAGAAACUGAUUUUCACAAGCUCAAGACCAGUAGUGCAGACCUCAAUGACUUUCUCUUAGCUCAGACAAAUAGCUUAAAGGUCUGCUUGAAGGAAGCUGAAGAUAAAUUAAUUCUUUCCAAUUCUGAGGCAUCCACUUUGAGAGAGGCUUUGAGUUCACUUGAGAAUCAGCUUAAAGAGUCAAAGUUUGGGCUGCUGAAUGCGAAGGUCUCUGCAGAUGAAAGUCAGGUGCAGCAUAACGUUCUGACUUCUAAAAUCGGUGAAACGGAAAAUGUUAGCAUGGGUCUGAAAGAAAAUAUAUCUGAAGCAGAAAAUAGGGCUGAAAGUGCCGAAGCCAAGUGCAAAUUAUUAGAGGAGACCAAUGUGGAUCUUAAUGAUCAACUGCGUCUUCUUAAAGGCAGUGGUAAUAUCUCUGAGAAGGUGAAUUUACUCGAGAGACAAUUAAGAGAAUCUGAUAUUCAGCUACAGUAUGCAGUAGCAUCUGCUGAAGCUAGUCAGGAGAAGCAAAUCAUGUUGUAUUCAGCAAUUGGAGACAUGGAGAAUUUGAUAAAGGACCUGAAGUUGAAGGUUUCAAAAGCUGAAAUUCGGGCCGAUUCUGCUGAGGAGAAGUGUAUCCUAUUAUCUGAAUCUAAUGCGGAGCUAAACGAGGAACUGAGCUUUUUGAGAGGCAGACUGGAAAGCUUGGAGGCAUCUUUGCAUCAAGCUCAGGAAAUGAAAAUUGCAACUGCAAAGGACAUAGGUAUCCGAACCAAAGUUAUUACAGAUUUGGUCAUGCAACUGGCAAUUGAAAGAGAGCGCCUUCGUAAGCAGCUAACUUCAUUGGCGAUGGAGAACCAAAUCUUGCUGGUAAAGUUACAGCAUAUGAACAGGGAUCCAUCUGUAACUAUUGGCCAUGACACUGUAGAAAACAUUAAAGAAUUCUCAUUUCCCGAGCAUGAUUUGGCUGCUGUUACUAGUGCAAGAGGAAGUACUGAAGAAAUAUCUGAGUUGCCGCCCACUGGUUCUGAGUGUGACAAGACUUUGAAAAAUGCAUCUAUUGGUAAGACUAAAGUGAGGUCGGCAGAUAUUACAUCGGAGCUCGAGACAGUGAGGAGAAUAGAUGCAGGAGUCCUGAACUUUAAGCAUGUUUCUAUUGCAAUGCUCAUCUUACUAGUUUCAGUCGUAGCUUAUUUAUUUCGACAACAAAAUUGCCCGUUUUGAUGUUCAUGUAAGAGUUUUUCUUGGCCAAUCUUCUAGAGAUUUUCGUCAGAGCUUCUCUCUUUUGUAACUGAAUGUACACAAUCUCUCUCCUAAAAUACUUCUGUUGUAAACCAGUGAUGUGGAGCUUUGCAGACGGAUAAAGAUAGUUUCUAUGUUCUGAAAUUUUUUGGCAGAUAAAACCUAUUUUACGAUAUGCAUAAGUUUUCAUCUGAACAAUAAAGAGUACAUGGAAAGAGAAGGCUUCGAGGAUUAAA
Molecule: messenger RNA, 3143 nt
Organism: Juglans regia (Persian walnut)
Lineage: Eukaryota; Viridiplantae; Streptophyta; Magnoliopsida; Fagales; Juglandaceae
Product: WPP domain-interacting tail-anchored protein 1-like
Exons: 5
Coding region: 715-2889 (724 amino acids)
Source: RefSeq, a predicted model, not a curated record